AGCCAUAGCCAAACUCGAACCCAUAUCUGAGCUAAGCUCUCAAAUGUGGACUGUGGGAAGAAAGAAAGUGGCACAUUAAUGGCACACAGCUCCACCUCCACCCUGAUAUUUUGAAGACAAAAACACCACUGCUCACUUCCCCUUUCUCACUCUCUCCUCUCCUUCCUCUCAAUCAAAUCAUCAAUCAAAUUUGCAGAAUUCGGAAUGACAUAGCAGAACCUUAGCUCCCGACAUGUUCUCGAGGAGACUGAGUCCAGUCUGCAGCUAAAGUUCAGAUUUUUUGGCCUUCUCGAGCAAGAAACUAUGAUGGGUCUCUUCCGUUGUCUGCUGUUUCUGCUUCUGUUGGUGGCAUUUCCAUGCCCUCGAACAGUUUGUGGCAAUGCCGAGCUCGAGGCUCUCAUGGAGAUCAAGUCCUCUCUGGACCCGGGCAACAAGAUACUCACUUCUUGGACCAGGGAAGGCGACUUCUGCGCCGGCUCUUUCGAGGGAGUGGCCUGCAAUGAGCACCACAAAGUGGCCAACAUUUCGUUGCAGGGGAAGGGCCUCUCCGGCUCGGUGUCACCGGCGGUGGCCGAGCUCAAGUGCCUGUCGGGUCUUUACCUCCAUUACAAUUCUUUGACGGGGGAGAUACCCAAGGAGAUCUCUAAUUUGACUGAGCUGACUGACCUUUACCUCAAUAUGAAUAAUCUCUCCGGGAGCAUACCUUCGGAAAUCGGAAAUAUGGCUAGUCUUCAAGUCCUGCAGCUAUGCUGCAAUCAACUGACCGGCAAUAUUCCUCAACGAAUGGGGUCCCUCAAGAAGCUCAGCGUCCUUGCUCUUCAGCACAACAAAUUAACCGGCGAGAUCCCCCAGAGCCUGGGGAAUUUAGCAACUUUAACAAGGCUUAUCUUAAGUUUCAAUCUGUUCACUGGUACAAUUCCUCUGCAACUUGCAAACCUUCCUCAGCUGCAGGUCCUUGAUGUGCAAAACAAUUCCCUCACAGGAUUCGUGCCAAAUGGUUUGAAGAGAUUGGACAGAGGGUUCCAAUACGAGAAUAACCGAGGAUUGUGUGGAUUUGGGUUUGCAUCCAUGAGGGUCUGCAACGAUUUUGACAGAUCAGGCAUAACUGAUCUUCCAUUCGGGGUGAACACGGAUAAGACCGUACCUGGCCCACAGACCGCGAUUCCCUUGACACAUUCGGGUCAAUCACGGGUACCGCGAAUGGCACUCAUUGCAGGUAUUCUGACGGCUGCGAUCGUGUUCAUAGUCACUGGGACCCUCACGUUCUAUCGGUUCCGCCGGGGGAAGCAGAAGAUUGGUAGUACGGUUGAUGCUUCUGAGAGCAGGCUCAGCACCGACCACUCCAAGGAUGUUUGUAGUCGAAGUGCAUCCCCACUCGUUAGCCUUGAAUACUGUAGCGGGUGGGACCCGCUUGACGACGGGAUUUACGGGAACGGGCUUGGCCUGCCUCAACAGGUCCCUCAGGGCAUCAGGUUCACAUUAGAAGAGGUUGAGUCCGCUACCCAUUACUUCUCGGAGGCUAACUUGUUGGGUCGGAGCAACUUCUCAUCCGUGUACAAGGGGGUACUCCGAGAUGGGUCCCAAGUGGCCAUCCGGAGCAUCAACGCGACGAGCUGCAAGUCUGAGGAAGCUGAUUUUGUGAACGGCCUUAACCUGUUGACCUCUCUGAGGCACGAGAACCUCAUCCAACUCAGAGGUUUCUGCUGCUCUAAGGGCAGGGGAGAAUGUUUCCUCGUGUACGAUUUCGCUUCAAAGGGGAACCUCUCUCAGUAUCUCGAAUUGGAAGACGGGAGCAGCCAAUCCCUUGAUUGGCCCACGAGGAUUUCCAUCACCAAAGGCAUCGCAAAGGGAAUUGGCUAUCUACACAGUGGCGAAGCCAACAGGCCUCCAGUGGUUCACCAGAACAUAUCGGCCGAGAAAAUCCUCCUUGAUCAGCAACUAAGCCCACUAAUUAUGGAUUCUGGACUUCCCAAACUUCUCGCCGAUGAUGUGAUCUUCUCAACCCUUAAAACCAGCGCUGCCAUGGGCUGUCUUGCACCUGAGUACAUCACAACGGGGCGUUUCACCGAGAAGAGCGAUGUCUAUGCAUUUGGAGUCAUAGUAUUCCAAAUCCUGUCGGGCAAACUGAGAUUGACCAGUUCGAUGAGAUUUGCUGCAGAGUCUUGUAAUUUCGGGGAUUUUAUCGAUCCAAAUCUUCUAGGGAAUUUCACCAAACCUGAGGCAGAAAAGCUCACCAGAAUAGCGCUUGGCUGCAUGGCUGAGGUUCCUGAGAGCAGGCCUAGCAUUCUUCAAGUGACUGAGGAACUGGAAAACUGUGGUCUGAGGGACUGAUCCAGCGUAUAUAAGUUCAACUUAUUAGUCGAAACAUCAUCGAGUUCGUGAUAUGGUAGGAUGAGUUCCAGUCGCUCGGGAUGUGAAUGUGAAUCAUUUUAUUGCAGAAACAAGAGGGUGAAAUAACAUUACUGCUGAUUCUAACCUAUGAUCGAGCCUGCUUAAUCAAAACCCAGCCUGAUUGUGAUCGAUUUGGAUCGUGGGCAUGAAGGAAAGAUCAGGUCUGGUAAAUUGCCCGUGUUCUACCUGUACAAUUGACCGUCCUGAUAAUUAGUUUUUAAAUGUCUUCUCUAGCUGCUGUCUUUGCCCGGUAAUCACGCAAUCGCUCUGUUGCCUGAAACCUAAUAAAAAAUUACUUGCCGGGCAAGAGAAUGUUUAGUAGUA
Messenger RNA from Punica granatum (pomegranate), 2715 nucleotides. Lineage: Eukaryota; Viridiplantae; Streptophyta; Magnoliopsida; Myrtales; Lythraceae. The record is from RefSeq and is a predicted model, not a curated record.